AGUCGUCCCACUCGCCUCAACCGCGUCCACGACAAGUGGGGGCGACUGUGACGUCGUGGUGCAACGGCUCGCCGCGAAUCGCCGGGUCCAGAGGUCAAGACCUGCUUAUGCGCACCGGCCGCGCGCACGCGUUCUUUAGUUCUUAUAUCUACUUAAACUUUAAUUCUUAUUUGCUUAAUCGUAUUACCUAUAUUGUUAUUCUUAAAAAUUAUUAUACGUAUUCACAUAUUAUACAGUCCACGCUUAUUAUUUACUCCACCUGCUGAGCUAUCGUCGCAACAUAUGGUCCUUCUCCCAAGAAAAAUUGAACUGGACAAAGAAGACAAAGGACUUUGGUGAACGUCGACCACGUCAUCGAGUGACUCAGUGAAUAUUAUCAAGUUUCUUCGCUGUGAACAUUGUUACGUCGUGAUAUAUCGGCACGGCUUGAGACUUUUCGGCCGUCUUAGCUGACGUCACCCAACUGACACGAGAAGAAACGGAGUUUGGGCUACUAAUUAUUCGUCAUCAUAACGGACAGCAAAUACACGUGUUCAGAUUGUCGUCGUGCAUUGAGAUAUCUGACAAGAAUACUCCUCGGCGCAGUCAUCACCAGUGGUUUGCACCGGAAAACAGUGAGCUCGAUCCAAUUCCUUAUUUAAUCAUCUCAUCAUCUUUCCGUCAUCAUAAUCACAUUCAUUAUCAUCCAUAUCCCACAUUACAUUCAUUUUUUACUUCAUUAUAAUUAAAGAACGGUGUUACAUUUUUGCAAGUCAUCUCCACAUUAUUUCAUCAUAUUUCAUCCCAUUUUACCAUUUAUUUCAACUGUUUCAUCUCUUCAUUCAUUAAUUUCACUAUAAUUUAAUCAUAUCAAUUGCAGUGUCGUUUUAUAUUUCAGCUAAAAUCUAAUAUUAUUUUCUUAUAACGUUAACAUUACGGAAUGCAAUAAAUGAUAUGAUAUGAUAUGAUAUGAUAUGAUACGCAGCGAUUAUCAGUGCACAAACGCCUUGCAUUUUUAAAUAGCAAUACACAUUCUGCUACAAUUUUGCUCGUGCACUUUAUCUUGCAACUCGUUGCUAUUAUUUUAUGAGAAGUGUUUAACUUGCUGUUAGUUUAUAUAUUUCCUUAGUGCUUUAUUACAAAAAUCUAUCGCCUUCUCUUAAAAUGUCUGACAUUAAAAGCCUUAUGAGGAAACGUGCUUCAAUUAAAGCAAAGCUUACGCAAUUCUCUUCAUACUUAAACAUUGCUAAGUCAUGUGAACAGUUGAGCGAAGUUCAGAUUGUUGAGGUUGAGUAUAGACUUAAUACUAUCGAAAAUCUAUAUGAUAAAUACGACGUGUUACAGGCCGACAUGGAAGAGAUGGUGGACGACCCUAGCGAGCAAUAUGCGGAGCGUGAGGAGUUCGAAAAGCAGUACUACAGCUUGGUGGCUGCAGCACGUCAGCUGAUCAGCAAUGCUCGCAAGCAGGCUUCAGGGAACUCCAUAGCCGAGGUUGAUGUUUCUUGUUCUAAGCACACACACAAACAUAAUUCUAUCCGUUUGCCUAAAAUUGAUCUUCCUAAGUUUUCCGGCAGCUAUCAUGAUUGGUUAGAGUUUAGAGACACUUUCAUUUCUAUAAUACACAAUAACGACAGCAUAGAUAACAUAAAUAAAUUACAUUAUCUUCGUGCCUCCUUAAAGGGUAGUGCUUCCUUAAUUAUUGACAAUCUUGACUUUAGAUCUGAUAACUACGACGCUGCCUGGAAGUUGCUCUGUGAUAGGUAUGAUAAUAAAAGGUUGUUAGUUAACAACCACGUUCAAUUACUUUUUAAUGUGCAGUCCAUAAGCAAGGAAUCAAGUAAGUCAUUAAGACAUAUUGUUGACACCACAAAUAAAAAUUUAAGAGCAUUAUCUACACUGGGUCAACCUGUUGAGUACUGGGACACACUGAUCAUUUAUAUAAUGACAUGUAAACUUGACCAGGUGACAAACCGAGAGUGGGAGGAGCACAGGAACUCAUUGUCAGAACCUCCAACAUUGGCUGUAUUUAUUGAAUUCAUUCGUAACAGGGCUGAUUUAUUAGAAACGCUUGAGGAAUCCAAGUCAUUGUUUACUAAAGGCGAAGGUGUACAUGUCAACAAUAUUAAACAAUAUAAACAUUCUUCGGGUUCAAGUGAAACGUCUCGCAAUCCUUUAUCAUGUCCAAUGUGUCAAAAAGAUCACUUCAUUUUUCAAUGCGAUAAAUUCAAAAGCUUGCCUGUACAAUCACGCAUCAGUAAAGCUCAAACUUCCAAUGUAUGCUUAAAUUGUCUUCGACCAGGUCAUAAUAUUUAUAAAUGUAAGAUGGGUCACUGCAAGUAUUGCCGUGAGAAGCACAAUACAUUGUUGCACUUUGAUCGCGAUAUCGUUGUUCCUAAUCAAACAACUAGUACCUUAGCUUCUGUCAAUCACCUUUCUACAUCUCGAGUUGUCUUGCUCUCCACAGCGCUGGUGAAUGUGUCGGAUGCUGAAGGCAACGCUCACACCGCGCGAAUCCUGCUGGAUAACGGGAGUACGACUAACCUUAUAUCACAGGAGUUGGCUCGUAAACUUAAUAUUUCCACCUAUACAGUCGAGUCUAAGGAAUCGAGUUCUACCACCAAGCUCAGAGUCGUCUUCGAUGCAUCAGCGACCACAUCAUCAGGCAAAUCCUUUAACCAAAUUCAGAUGGUAGGUGCUCAGUUACAAGACGAUUUAUUAACAAUCUUACUCAGAUUUCGACAACAUCAGAUUGUUGUAUGUGCAGACAUCGAGAAGAUGUACAGGCAGACAAGGCUCGAUGACGUAUUUCGGCCUUUACAAUUGAUUCUUUGGAGGGCGGAGCCUUCUCAUCAGUUAAAAACAUAUUCCUUAAAUACGGUGACCUAUGGCACCGCAUCGGCGCCUUUCCUGGCAACUAGAUGCUUAUUACGACUAGCUGAAGAAUGCAGCGAUUUGUCAACGCAGUUUACAAUAGCGCAUGAUUAUUAUGUUGAUGACUACCUUUCAGGCGGGUCAUCUGUUGUGGAGGUGUUGGAGAAGUGUAGUAAGGUCAUCGCAGCUCUUCAGACUGCUAAGUACAAUCUGCGCAAGUGGCGGUCUAAUUCAUCUGAGGUGCUAGAAGGUCUUUGCCAAGAUCAUAUUAGUAAUAGUGAUUUCGUCGAUCUCAGUGAUAGUGAGACGUCUAAAACAUUAGGGCUGAACUGGAGGUGCUCAUCAGAUAUCUUUUCUUUUUCUGUGUCAAAUGCAACUUCCAGUAACAUUGCCACAAAACGUAAAAUUUUGUCUGUCAUUGCUCAGAUUUUUGAUCCCAUUGGCUUAGUUGUUCCCUGCAUAGUGGAAGCCAAGAUCAUCAUGCAGCAACUGUGGCUUGCAAAGUGUUCCUGGGAUGAGCCUGUUCCCGAACAUAUUCAGCUUUCAUGGGACAGCUUUCAAAAUAGCUUACCUUUUUUAAAUGAUUUCAGGAUACCUCGGUGGAUCACGUGUGAACUAUCAUCGUCUGUGCAGUUGCAUGUGUUCACCGACGCGUCUGAAAGGGCGUAUGGUGCUUGUUUGUAUGUCCGCAGCGUAUCGCUUAGUGGUGAGGUUCACGUACACCUUCUUACUGCUAAAAGCAAGGUAGCGCCGGUCAAAUCAACGACCAUCCCCCGACUCGAACUCUGUGCUGCGUUGUUGGGUUCGAGAUUAUACAUGAAGGUCCAGAACGCUAACGUGAACAACUUGCAGCGGUUCCGUCGCAUCGAAUGUUUAAAGCAACAUUUCUGGUCACGCUUCUCACAUGAGUACAUUUUGUGGCUCCAACAACGAACCAAAUGGCUCCGAUCGUCAGGGGAACUUACAGAAGGAACCCUUGUCGUCAUUAAGGAUAAAAGCUCACCUCCUCUGUUAUGGCUUUUAGGACGGAUCGUUAAGGUGCUUCCUGGUAGAGACGGCAUUGCACGAGUCGCCGACAUCCGCACACGUAAGGGUGUCAUUCGGCGAGCGUUUAACACAAUUUGCCCGUUACCUGUCGCCACUGCUGUUGAAGACACUUCAACGGGGGGAGUAUGUUGAGUCGUCCCACUCGCCUCAACCGCGUCCACGACAAGUGGGGGCGACUGUGACGUCGUGGUGCAACGGCUCGCCGCGAAUCGCCGGGUCCAGAGGUCAAGACCUGCUUAUGCGCACCGGCCGCGCGCACGCGUUCUUUAGUUCUUAUAUCUACUUAAACUUUAAUUCUUAUUUGCUUAAUCGUAUUACCUAUAUUGUUAUUCUUAAAAAUUAUUAUACGUAUUCACAUAUUAUACA
This is a messenger RNA of Helicoverpa armigera (cotton bollworm), 4263 nucleotides long. RefSeq lists its product as uncharacterized. Bases 1144 to 4029 code for a protein of 961 amino acids. Lineage: Eukaryota; Metazoa; Arthropoda; Insecta; Lepidoptera; Noctuidae. The transcript has 3 exons. The record is from RefSeq and is a predicted model, not a curated record.